Molecule: messenger RNA, 831 nt
Organism: Trifolium pratense (red clover)
Lineage: Eukaryota; Viridiplantae; Streptophyta; Magnoliopsida; Fabales; Fabaceae
Product: protein FAR1-RELATED SEQUENCE 5-like
Exons: 4
Coding region: 1-831 (276 amino acids)
Source: RefSeq, a predicted model, not a curated record
AUGUCUGCGGAUGGUUUGUCGGGUUUCGAUGUCGAAGUAAACAUGAAAGACAUGACAGCAGAAGAAAUACAAAAUAUGGAAUUUGAAUCUAUAGAAAAAGCAGAGGAAUUUUAUGUAGAAUAUGCAAGGUGUCUUGGGUUUUCCGCUAGAAAAGAUGUAAGGCGAGUCACCGGUGAAGGUGUUGUACAUACACGCCAGAUGGUUUGUUCUAGGCAGGGUGAGAGAGCUAAAAAAAAUAUUGAGCGCACUGAACGUUCGAGACAACCCAGGGGAUUGUCACGAACAUCUUGUGUAGCUAUGAUUCGAUUUCACCUUAAUAACAGUAGUGGUACUUAUGGUGUUGCCUGCUUUGUGCCCGUUCACAACCAUCCUUUAACUCCAUCCACACAUGUUCACCUGAUCCCCAAGUAUCGUGGAUUGAAUGAAGCCGAUAAGAAUUUCGUAGAUGGGUUGCAUUCGAGUGGGAAGGCAAAAAUGGAGGAUGUUGGCGACACGUAUUCUGCUUUGUGUGAUAUCCAGACAAGAACAGAAAAUGACCACCUUUUUAUUAACAAAUACGACAGGCCACUCGUUGUUUUUUGUGGUUACAAUCACCACAAGGAAACUACAGUUUUUGCCUGUGCCUUAAUUGUCAACGAAAAAACUGAGACAUACAAGUGGUUGUUAGAGACAUUCUUAGAUGCGAUGUAUCAAAAGCAUCCGCUUCGGGUGGUGACUGAUGGAGACAAUGCUAUGAGAGAAGCAAUUAAAUGUGUAUUUCCGAAUAAAAGAAGCACUCUAGUUGAUUUUGUAAGGGAUUUUCAUAGAGCUUUAGCAGAGUACAGAAACUAG